AAGAAGUUGAAGGCGCCUUCAUCCACUCGUCUCACUCGAUUUUAUGUUGAUAUUGCGAAAAUAUCAAAAUUAAUUAAAAUAUACUGCUUAAGUGCGUCUAUUAAAUAGCUGUUUCAUAUUUAAAACGUUUUGAUAGCACUUAAGCUGUAGUACGAAGACAAUUGCGUUGUGUAGUGGUUUUAAUAACAGUUUUCACGAUGGCGAAGUGUGAUUCGUUUCACAUGCAGCUAACAACCAUCAUGGAUAUAAUGACCAAAACGACUUUGGCUCAAAUAUGUAGACUCUUCGAAGAGGAUUCGUCGAAAUUAAGAAGAGAAAUGUCAAGGGUGAUGGAGGAAAAUAGAGUCCUCCAAGACCGAUUGCGUCACCUUGAAAUAGAACUUAAUAUCACGCGACAAGUGGAAAAAGGAGCACACGAACGUACAAAGACAUACCAUACCCAUACCAUAGAAAUACAGACGGUAGAAACCCACCAAGGCGUCGAGAAAGAGAAUAACGUUACAGGUCUUAACCGUGCACCAUCAAUCGAUGGGAUAUUUGGGAAGGAGUGGUGUGCAGACCUAUGGAAAGAUGGAGUUUCGCGGGGACGUACUUCUGAUUACUUUGUGGAUGAGUGCAGGGAGGACGAACAAGACCAAAUUGAGCUGCUGACCAUAAAGGAGGAGGAGUCAGAAGUAGACAUCUGUGACAGCAGCAGCCGCCAUCAAAGCACUCCGACCAAAAAGAAGGGAAGCUGUGUGUCCGACAGAAGCGAGACAUCAUCCGCUGAUGGACAUGUCCCAGACACAGUCAGGAAAAAGGAGGAAGGAGCCUCCAUUUCUGAAGACUCCACUGAGGGCUGUGACAAUCUGCUGGACUCAUCCAGAGUCUCUGAGGGUCAAGAAACAGACUUCAUUAACCUGGAUGGAACCACUGGGAACUAUAUCAUGACAGUGGCUGCAGCUCCCUGCAUGGGAUACGAUCAACACUGUGUCCCAAUUGAGUACGAGUAUGAGGCCGGAGAGGGGGAAGAAGUGAUCAGAGAGCUUAUAGCCUUUGAAGGGCUAUCUGAAAACCCCUCACAACAAGCUUUCCUGGAGACGCAAGCUUUUAUAGGGGAUGGAGGUGAGGAGUCCUUCAAUUAUUUUGACAGAUUUGACCUUCAGGCACACCUUCAGCAAACUCCAAAGAGGAAGAACAAGUUCAACUGCAAACUAUGCAGGAAGAAAUACACCAAGUACGAAACCCUCAAGACGCACAUGAGGGUUCACAAGAGAGAGACCAUAAACCGAUGCCGGGUUUGCAAGAGUGUGUUCCCGCAAAAGAACCUUCUCAGAACUCACAAGUGCGCUGUCGCCCUGGCCAACGUCAAGAGCGGGGCCAAGCACUGCUGCGAGUACUGCGGUAGGGCCUUCACCACCAGUGCCAACCUGCGGGUGCACUACGCCGUCCACACGGGUGAGAGACCACACAAGUGCGACAUCUGCGGGAAGAGCUUCACCCAGAAGGGCAACCUGAACAUCCACAGACGCAUCCACACCGGCGAGAAGCCCUUCUCCUGCCCCGUGUGCAACAAAGGCUUCUCCCAGAAAAUUAACCUGCGGCACCAUUUGCCCAUCCACGGGAAGGCUGACAAACUCCCGAAGGAAAAUUGCACACCCAGCAAGAAAGCGAAGGAAGAUUGCACACCCAGCUUUGACAAGAAAGCGAAGGAAACUAAAACUACCGAUUGACCUAUUUUUGUUUUCUUUUAAAUGUAAUUAUUUCUUUUAUUUCAGGUCAUUGUUUUUUUUAACCGGCUGAUAGAAGUGUUUAUUUUUUAUAAAUAUAUACAUGUUGGGUCAUUUGUUUAUAAUGCCAACAUACUUUAACAAAGCAUACACUAUUCAAUGUGUUAGCCUAUAUCAAAACAUAAUACAAAGCUAUAUAUAUAUAUAUAUAUAUAUAUAUAUAUAUAUAUAUAUAUAU
Messenger RNA from Alosa sapidissima (American shad), 1947 nucleotides. RefSeq names its product zinc finger protein 600-like. The record is from RefSeq and is a predicted model, not a curated record. Gene Ontology annotation, cellular component: nucleus. NCBI's taxonomy places the organism in Eukaryota, Metazoa, Chordata, Actinopteri, Clupeiformes, Clupeidae. The transcript has 4 exons. Bases 198 to 1712 code for a protein of 504 amino acids.